Molecule: messenger RNA, 3999 nt
Organism: Prorocentrum cordatum
Lineage: Eukaryota; Dinophyceae; Prorocentrales; Prorocentraceae
Source: the annotation of a GenBank genome assembly
AUGCCCCUAACCAUCAAUCGCGAGCUCCAGUUCAGUCUGGCCGCGUGGAGCGGGGCGGACAACCUGGAUGGCACUGUGACGGCGGCUACGUGGAUCUGGCGGCCCCUCGUGGGACCUGGCGACGUGAACGGAGAUGUUGACCUGGUCGGGCACGUGGGCCGCGCUGAGUAUCGCUCGAGCUCUGGCCCGCUCCUCGGGGAGCUCGAGCGCGGACCUGGCCCGCUCCUCGGGGGUCCUAUCGAGCAUUGCUCGAGCACUGGCCCGCUCUUCGGUGUGCUCGGGCAUGGAGCUGGCCCGUUCAUCGGGGCUUCCCAGACGUACAACGCCAGUGGUGGCAAGUCGUCUGUCAAGCGAGGGCUCACCAGCACUACGGCUGGCGUUGUUCUCUUGCAGGAGUUUGGGCACGUUGCCGACCACGUCGACGCCCUAGGCGCAUGGUGUGCUGGCAGAGGGUGGCGCGUGAUGGCGCUUCCUAGGUUGCCCACAGUCGGCGUGGUCCCCCUGGCAGGUGUUGCGGUCACAGUUCGCGACAGCCUCGGCGUCAGGCCCCCUGUCCUUGGAGUGCGCGAGGUGGUCUCAAGCAGGAUUCAGCACGUCGCCAUCGAUCUACCAGGCGUGAAUUGCGAGCUUCACAGUUUCAAUGUUUACUUCGUCGCGGCCAAGGGAGCAGGUGGGCGCAAUGGUCGCAUGUUGCAGGAGCUUGGGCUGGCAGCUAAGCCCCUAGACGGCCCCGACAUGGCCCGGCAUGCAGAAGAGGUCCUCACGUUCGCCACGACUGCCUACCACGGGCUUGGCCUUUCGACGCGGCUCGACCGCUCCGCGCAGGAGCCGUGCGCCCUGGUGCAGGCUGGUCUCAGCGAGAAGACCUGCCGCGAGUUCUUGGACGGCAUCGAGCCUGACGUCGAGCUCGCAUCGAGUGGCGCCUCCAAGGAGGACCACCAGAAGUGGAAGGACUGGGCGACGGGCGUGCUCGCCCAGCGGGCAAAGCGUCGCCAGCACACGGCGAAGCGCAUGCGGAAGCCCAAGCGCUUCGGCCAGGUCAUCACUGGCCACGAGGCCACGUCCAUCGGCGCAGUCGCCCGCGCUGGCGCCAUGUCCGAGGCCACCUACGGAAGCGAGGUCGUCGCCCUCAGCGAAUCGGAGCGGCUCCAGCGCCGUCGGGGCGUGGCGCGAGACCAGCUCCAUGUGCAUCGCGGCGUGAGCCUCGCCAGCAAAACCGCGCCGCUUGGCGAUGGGGCAGGAGCGUCAGCCAUCGUGCCCGCGAUCCAGUGGUGCAGGGCGCUGUGGCAGGCUGAGGUAUGCGACUUCCCGCUGGCCACUCGCGCGCGGCUGCUUCGGCUUCCGCGUGCCGCCAAGCCCUGUGAGGCCAAGGCUGCCGGCUACCUCUGCGACGGUCUCUGUGCGCGCGGUCAGAGGCUGACACUCAAGCCCUUGUUGUACGAGUGCACCUUGCCUGAGGUAGUUGCCACUCGUGCCGGGUCCAAGGUCAGCGCGCCGUUUUUGCAGGCUGGCCUCGACAUCGCCGAGGGCGUUGCUCUCUGCUUGAUUGGUCUAGUCGCCGACCGCGAGACCCUGGCUGGCAGUGACUGCGUUUCGGCGAUCCGCCGUUUCCAGCAGCCUGUGUCCAAUCAGCUGCGUGCGUCCAACCAGGCUGCAGGUGUCCUCAAAUUCGGUCUGGGCCUCGGGGGGCACCGUUUCGCUUCAGUUCGUCACGUGAAGGUUCAUCGAUCGCAGGAGCAGAUCGAGAGUCUCGGCGCCGAGAAGCGUCAUUGGGCGGAGGCCAACAGGACCACCGUCGCCAGCAGUGCCAGUUGCGCGGUGGACAGCGUUGUCCCGUAUGAAGCUCGAUUGGCCCGCUUCCACGAGCGAGAGGACUUCAGGCACUACCGCAGCUACGGCGCGGACCAGGAAGAUGUCCUGGAGUCCCCGUCGAGGCAGACGGCAAAUCCGGACCACCGUUCGUAUGAGUCGACGGCGCAGAUCCCCAACCUCUUCGACGUGAAGGAGCCCGCCCUGCAGGACCCCAACGCGUACGUGGCCGUGCACCGCGCCACCGGCGCCGUACGCCGCCUGCUCGCCGUGCGCAAGCCAGGCGGCGCCGAGUAUCAGGAGCGGCUGCGCGGCGUGGUCCGCCGCCUGCAGGCGGUCCGGAGUGAGGGCGUCGCGCGGGUCCUCGACGUUUUCGAGGACUGCCGCGCGGUGAGCCUGAUAACGGAAGGCUGCUCCGGGGGCAACGUCUACGACCGGAUUCUGCAGCGGCAGUACUUCGCGGAGCAGGAGUCCGCGAUGCUGGUGCGCCACAUGCUGCAGUCCCUGGACUCGCUGCACCGUGCGGGCCUCUCGCAUGGCCACCCGACUCCGGAUUCUUUCAAGUUCCAAAGCGAGCACAUCCACGCGCCUCUGAAGCUCGUGGACUUCGGGCUUGACCUGAAGGUGCAGCUCUGGGACGCCAUGGGCAGGGCAGGCUCCGGCCCCCACGACGGAGGGCGCCGCACCAACUGCACGCAGCUGUUCGAGACCUGCCGCCUGGUAUUCUGCGCGCCAGAGGUGGUGAGGCCGCUGCAGAGCCGGCGCGCCUCGAACCUGCCGCCGCGGAAGGAGGUGGGCGCAAGCGCCUGGGGGGCCCUGGACCCCGACCUGCUCUCGGAAGCCAUCGACGCCCACCUGGAGCACAGCGAGGAUAGCAGGCUGCAGAGCUCCCUGGAGGCGGCCGACACGUGGAGCGUCGGGGCCAUCGCGUUCCUGCUGCUCUGCGGGUACCCCCCGUUCUUCGCGCCCUGCCGCCACGCCAUCCUGGCGCGGGUGGGCAAGGUCGAUUUCUCUUUCGACCCCCCGUUCUGGUCCAAAAUCUCCGAGGAGGCGAAGGACUUCGUGCAGCGCUGCCUGCGCGGCACGCCGGGCAGGCGGCCCUCGGUGGCCGAGGCGCUGGGGCACACCUGGAUCUCGAGCCUGGCGGACACGUCGCCCUCGGGGUCCAUGCUGUCCUCGUUCGCGCUGAACCUGCGGCGCUUCUACCGCACGUCGCUGAUCGAGGCCUACACCGCGAACAGCCUGGCGGCCAGGAUGAGCCACGCCGACGCCCGGGCGUUCCACGAACUGUGCGCGGAAGCCGAUACGGGGCGCUGCGGCUUCCUGACGGCUUCGGAGCUUCGGGUCAUCCUGGCCAAGCUCGGGCACGUGGAGGUCUCCGAGACAAUAGGAAUCGGCUUCUCCCGCGCGCUGCGACACCCGGGCGAAUCGUACAUCGACUAUACCGCGCUUGUGCAGUCCGUCUGUGCCCGGCAUGAGCACAUCCUGGAAGAGGACCUGUGGAACCACUACCGACGGUUUGCCGCGACGGGCCAGGGCAUGGUGCUGGGCUCGGACGUCACGGCGACAGGCCGCCUGCCCGCCGCGCGUCUCGGCGCCCUGUUGCAGGACCCGGAGGUCCACCAGCUGCUCGCCGACGAUGGCGUCGGGGACGCCGCCACGCUCGCGGAGGAUGUGCGCGGCCUCUCCCGCGCCCGGCCCCUCGAGGGCGGCGGGGCGGAGGCGGCGUGGGAGGCGGCGCCGCCCCCUGGGGAGCCAGAGGUGGAUUUCAUCGAGCUGGUCUCCGAGGUGCUCGGGCGACUGCCCCCAGGCGCCCCGGACCUCCCGCCCUCGUCGCCCUGAGGGCGGCGCGCCCAGGCGGCGCGGUGUUUUCUUGUGGGCGAGCCCGAGGUGCUGGUGGGCGCCGGCUCCGGCUGGGGCCUUGGCCCCAGGCCAGGCCAACCCCAUCCUCAGGAGCAGGCAUACGCCUUGGGCGUUUGCCCAGCAGCGAUCACCAGGACAUCGAGCCUGGGCCCCGGAGCGGGGCACAGGCCCAAGGGGGGUUGUGCGGCAGGUGCACGUCGCCAUGACGUCGGCAUCGGUUGCGGCUAGCCGCCAGCCGAUGUGGCAGAUCGAUCGGCGAGCCGGAGGUGCUGGUGGGCGCCGGCUCGGGCGCUGGCCCCGGGCCAGGCCAACCCGCAUCGAAAGGUC